AUGGAGGCUGUAACCAAAUGGUCUUCGAGAUGUGAGUCCCCUGAUGUUUCUGGAGCGGCUUUUCUUAUGCAGAGGGAACUUCAAUGGUUUCAAGCAGUGGAAGAUAGAGGAUUUCUGGAAGAUAGAGGAUUUCUUUCUUCUGAAAGGCUGACAUAUAUGGAAAAAAAAAAGUCAUACUGGGAAAAGUUUGUAGAACAGCGCGAAGAAUUGCUCAAAGAUGCAAGGCAAUGGAUGAAGGAAACAUCAUCAUCUUGUAGCCUUGUUGCAACUAUAAUUAUUACGGUAGCUUUCGCUGCAACUUUUACGGUGCCUGGAGGCAACAACGGUAAUAAGGGGAUCCCAAUAUUUCUGAACAAUGGCUCAUUCAUGGUAUUCGUAGUUGCAAAUGCUCUUGCUCUCUUCUCCUCUAUCACUGCCGCAUUGAUGUUCUUGGCCAUUCUAACUUCGCGCUACGCGAUCGAAGAUUUCCUCUUCUCACUACCAAGAAAAAUGAUAUUGGGCCUCACUUUUCUCUUCCUCUCAUUGGUUUUUAUGCUGGUGGCAUUUGGCUCUGCUCUUAUGAUUGUCUUGAGUGAACGAUUGAAGUGGAUUUACAUCCCAAUUACAUUGUUGGCUGCCAUCCCCAUCAUUUUGUUCGCAAUCCUACAGCUUCCCUUAUAUGGUGAAAUGGUGGAAUCCACCUUUCUACCUCGCCUCUACCGUCUCCUGAAGUUUUGCAAAUGA
Messenger RNA from Eucalyptus grandis, 723 nucleotides. RefSeq names its product ankyrin repeat-containing protein NPR4. Bases 1 to 723 code for a protein of 240 amino acids. The transcript is spliced from 2 exons. Lineage: Eukaryota; Viridiplantae; Streptophyta; Magnoliopsida; Myrtales; Myrtaceae. The record is from RefSeq and is a predicted model, not a curated record.